Messenger RNA from Schistosoma turkestanicum, 5138 nucleotides. The record is from the annotation of a GenBank genome assembly. NCBI's taxonomy places the organism in Eukaryota, Metazoa, Platyhelminthes, Trematoda, Strigeidida, Schistosomatidae.
UUUACGCUCCCCCUCAGCAGCCUAACUACCUUCAAAAUGUCACAAAUUGCUCGCUUUUAUUAUUGUGACAUCUUUCCUACGUAAUUUGCGACCCUUUUUCUGUAUUCUAAUACAUGUUUGACUAAACAAGACCAAGAAUUGCGGAAUUAUAGCCACUUUAUUUGGAUUUUCAGAUGACAUGAUCAGAUUGUCAACACUCCUCAUUCCAAUCAAAUCAAACUACAAUUCUGUCUCGUUCAUUCAUUAAAUCAUCAUAAACCAUCUUUUCUAAGAAAUCGAGUAAAUUAUAAAUGGAUUUUAUAUCGAAACCUGUCAUUUCAUGUGCUGGUGAUGAAAAUCUUCUACCUUAUUUCGAAAGUCAUUGUUUAUCGACUUUAGCGAGUCAGCAGGUGGUAUGGAAACAUCCGAAACUUUCAGUGGUCCAUUCUGUGCGAUUGGAAGCAUGUUUCACAAGAUUUCGUGUUGACCAGUUACAGUCUAAUGUCAAAGUUUUAUCAAGUGGUAGACCAAUUCGACCUAUUGGUACAUUUCAACCAUUACUUUAUAUCUAUGUGACCUCAAAUGAUGUUUCUCAUUAUACAUCAAAUGGUGGACGAAAUGCUAUUGGUAGUUGGUUAGGUCAUUUACGUGCCAGGAAUGUAUUUGACUGGUUAAUUAUUAUGGUUAAUUCUGAUCCUCAAUAUAAUACACCAAAAAUACUACAAAAAUCGAAUGUGCUUGAUAAAAUUAAAAAUGAUUUUAAUGUUCGCACAGGGGACAGACAAUUUCUAGAAGUACCAGCACCUAACUCAGUUGAAGAAAAACUAUUCAAUGAGUCAUGGAAUCAGUUAACUUAUCUUGUUCGUAAAGCUAUCAUAUCAGCUUGUAUGUCAAUUAUUGUUGAUUAUGAUGCACACUUGCAAAUGCUGGCUAGUUCAUGUUCAAGUCUUACAUGGGAUUAUUUUGAGUACUUAGACAGAAAGGAAGAAUUAGCGCAUAUGUACUUGUUUCUCGGUGGACAUGAACAUGCUUUACAUGAGUAUGAUGAAGCAACUGAAUUACUUUCUAGCUGUAUUCAAGCGUCCAUACAACAAGGAUCUAAACGUCCUCAAUGGCUAGAUCGAAUAAUACAGUUUUCAUCGUCAGAUGAACCAUCACAUUACAUCUGUGAUUAUUCUCUAAAUGUGACUAAUACAGAAAUAAGACCGUCCAAUCGUUUAAAAGAUCGUAAUGCUACAUUAUUUGAAUUGAAAAAUUACCUAUUAUCCAGACAAGCAUCUAUACUGUGUAUAUGUGAUCGGUUAAAUGAAUUUCCCGCACAUGCUUAUCAUACCAUCUGUUCCACAUUAACUGAAAUAAACAUAUUAGACAUUCAAACGGAUCAUUUAUUUCGCGCUCUUUGGAUUCUAUGUAUUUGUUUAAAUACACUGACAAAUAUGCGACUAGAUUCAGAUCGUUCAAUGGAUGAUGUUAAUAAAUCCGUUAUUGAAUUAUUGGAUACAGCUUUUUCAUGUAAUAAUAUUUUAGAGAAUAUAAAUUUUACUCACAUUUCAAAAAUAUCAUCAUCAUCAUCGUCAUCAUCUACACAUUCACCAUCAUCUCUAACACCGAUUACAACAACAACUACACAAAGUGUAUUUAUUGAUGCAAACAAAGAUUUAAAUGUUACAAUUUGGUAUAUGAGUCAUUUAGUGGAUAAGAUUUUCACACAUUUUCAUUGUUAUCCGCAUCAAUUAUUAGGAAAGCAUUCUUUUGUAUCAUCCACCAGUGUUAUCAGUUCAACAGAAAUAUCAUUUAAAUCACCGAAAACGCAUAAACUUUCAUCAAUUAAAAUGCAUGAAAAUGAGAAUUUUUGGUCAGAAAGCUAUGCAAUUGAAUUAUGGUUAAUUGUAUUUAAUUAUUUAAAACAAAUUGGACAACUGAUUGGUUUAUGGUGUAUACAAUCUAGAUUACCUAUUCAUUGUGAACGAUAUUCAUUAUUAAAUAAAACAAUAUCUAAUAGUUUCAUCAAUCAGCAUGUUGAAAAUUCUGUUAAACAACAGAAUGUUGUUGUAAGUCAGCUAGAAUUAAGAACAAGUUGGGAAGACAGGAGAAUACCACAACAAGAUCACUCUGUUCUAUUCGCUCAUAAUCACCUAAUCUCGAUAUUUACUUCGUCAAUAAUUUAUUCACAAGUUUUUACUGCAAUUGGACAGACGUUAAUUGGUUUUUUAAAACUGACACAUACUCCUAAACGAGCUUAUGAAGUUGUUUAUGAUUUGGCUGACUUCUUAUUUUCACAAGGAGCUCACGAAUCAGCCUCAUGGUUAUAUGAGUCAAUAAUAAAUUAUUAUAAUGAAUCUUCGUGGAUUGGUCCAAUAACAAGUACACGUAUAAGCUUGGCAUGGUGCUUACAUUCCUUAUGUACGAGGAAGCAUUUUGAAACAAAAAGUGAUUGUGAAAUUGCCCGAAAAUAUAUUCAAUGCUGUUUCAUCUUAGCUGGAACAAAACACUCUGUAUUACGUAUAGCUGCUACUCAUGUAUACAAUAAAAUUCAAUUUUGGUAUCAAACAAUGAAUUUUACACAAAUAUUAUCGAUACCAACAUUUGGUGAUGCUAUUAAUCCAAAUUACUGGUGGACAGAAGCUGUUGAAUUUCAUAAUUCUUUGUUAGCAUAUCAUCAACAAAUUGUUUUGAGUCCUCCUUAUCAAAUGUCACCAUUGUUUAAUUUAAAAUCUGUUGAAUUAGAAGGUGUAUGUAGUUGUGGUUAUCAAUUGAUUUUUAUUAAAUUGGAGUCUAAUUCAGAUAGAACAUUUAAAGCAUCAGUAUACAUUAGUGGAUCAGAACCUUCUUACAAUGACUGGCAAACAUUAUUGAAUCCAAAUGAAUUUCUACCUUAUCAUUUAAUCGAUAAAACCAAUCAAUUAUUGAUAUCACAAUUAGAUAGCCAAUUACAUUUGAUCAAUUUAUCAUCUACUGGUCCUACUAUUUCUGUUAUGAAAAGCACACCAGAUAGUAAUGUUAAUAAUCGUUCAGCCAUUAGUCAUUAUAAUGUGAAUCAUAAUAAUAAUAAUAACAGUGGUAGCCAUAAAUUUAUUUUACGUGGUAAUAAUUUAUCUACUCGCUCGGAAAAUGAUAAAGAACGAUUCAGUAAGUAUUAUUUACCAACAACCGGAGUGACUGUGUCAACUUGUCGAAGUUAUUCCAGUAUACCAGAUAAUUCUAAUGGAUUUUUGAGUAAAAGUUUAACAUUUGAAGCAAAUCAAUCAAUCUCUAGUAAAUUGAGUAGUCAAUCACGUUUAGGUUCAUUGUUAAAUGUCGCUGCAUCAUUGGCCAGUAGACCAGCAUGGAAAUCUCAAGAUACUCUAGGCGUUAUGAAUGAUGAUAGUGAUAAUGAUAGUAAUCAUUCAAUGACACAUAUACAACCUAGGCUGCGCAAGGGCAAAAUUACACGGAUUCCUUCUGAUGGUUUAAUCGAUCCAACUAUUCAUAGUUCAGCACAAUUUUCAAGGCGUUAUUCAUUUUGUCCCACGAAAAAACGAUCACGUUUAUCAUUCAGUAUAAAUGGAAGGCAUAAUAUAUUUGGAAAUGAAACUAUAGAAUCAUCAACUUCUUCUUUGACAACGAAAUGUCCACUUUUUGUGUUAAAUCAUGAAGAAUCGUUUGUUAUGAUAAAACCUGGAUUAAAUAAAUUCUCUUUUAUCGCUAAUGUACCGGGAUUUUUAAUUCCUGAACAAAUAUUUCUUAAUUGUCUUGAUGAAAUCGACACAGAAUUAAAAGAAGCAUUGCGAGAACAACAAUCCAUGCAGUCGACAAUGAAUAAUUAUUCAGAAAUAAAUUUUGUAUCAUUUAUAGAUGAUGAUGUGUAUGGAUCUAGUUGGCGUGAUACUGAACUAAUGAAGACAUUGUUACCUAAACCGGAAAUUGCUGUAUCCAACAAUUCAAGUAAUAAACAUCAUCCAGUUGUGUUUGGUACAUGUCAACCAAUUCCAGUUCGAUUGAAAUUGGGUAAACUUGGCUUACCAGAAGACUGUAAAUUAAGCACAAGUCUAUAUCGUAUUCGCUCAAAUGAUAAAAAGCUAGUAGUCAAGAAUAAAGCAGAAAAUACUCAAUUGAACGCAACACAAACAACUCUCAUCAAGCCUCACAAUAACAAUAAUGAAAGCGAAAAUUUAUCAAACAAUAAUGGCUAUCCCACUGUCGCUGGUAGUUAUGGAAUGAGUAGUCAAUUUAGAGCAAAUGAUUAUUCAUUAAUUUCUAAUUCAUUGGAAAAUUAUCAAGAUGAAAAUUCACUGAUAAAACAUCACAAUUUGUUUAGUCAAUUUAUUUUAGAAGAUGGACCAGUUGAUUUUAUACGAGAAUUUACUCCACCUACAACAAUCCGUGAUUCAAGUUGUAAAGUUAAUCAUUCUAUGCCAACAUUUCCACCUGGAUGUUGUCUGCAAUUAAGUAGACCAUUAUAUUUAUCUGCUACAUCUUCUAAUGAUCAAUUUGCUCUUUCAAUGCCUAGUGGACAUUAUUGUAUUUUACCAGUGGAAGUUAUCAAACCGCUUGAAUUCAAUUUGAAUAUAUAUCCUUUACCUAAUAAAACAUACACUAUUGUCAGUCUAAACAUUACUUGUGUGGAUGCUGACCCAGAUUCAAAUAUAACACCGGAAAUAUACUGCAAUCAAAAUAUACAUUGCAAUGAGCCGAUAACAUAUGAAUUAUCUAAUAUGCGAUUUUAUGUUUGUGCUUUAAAACCCCAUGUAUCCAGACGUCCAGCGCUACGUAAUUCGUUUACAAAUGGUCAGAAUCAACUUUAUAAUCGUCGUCAAUUGAAAUCACGUAGUUCUCCCACAGUAGAAGAUUAUCAUCAGAUUUCUGAGGAUUUUACUAAAAAUAAUAUCCUAGAAACAGGUACCACGGACAAAUUAUGCAGUACUGUCAAUGAAACUAUUGAAUCCUUAGCUGGUUACCUUCUGGACAAUAGAAUCACUAAAGCUUAUGUAAAUCAUUUAACACCAUUCUCAAUACCUUGGCGCUUUAAAUCACUAGAAUAUAAUAAUUUCAUGAAAAUGUGUAAAGAAUCUAAUUGUCAACCAAUCGGACGUUUCGAAUGUACAAUGAAUCGAAUUGGUAGCGUUUCAAAACUUAAUCAAGAGAUAAGAGCUGAUUGUGUUAUUGGAAAACAGAUGUAA